AUGACAUCCACACCAUCAGAAACACUCGAAGAGCUCUGCGCUCGCGUCCAGACCAUUCUCCCAGAACAAUUCCGAAAAGAUGCAUGGUAUCUCAUCGUCACAGCAGCCCUGGUCGGCUGCAACAAAUCCACCGAAACAGGCACGCUCUACACAAACCUCGUAGAAACCGUCUCUGAAACAGAAGAAAAACGCAUCAAAGCACGCCUGAGCGAUGUACUAAUGAAAGAAUGGACUCUCGUCGGCGUCACCCCCAUCGUCUACGCAGUAACUGCACUAGGUAAAGCCGAAACCGCUUUCUACGAAAAGCGAGGUCUCAAGCUUGAGGAAGCUCCUCCUUCAGAGGAUGGGUUACUCGAUUUUCCCGACAAGCGGAAAGACAUCGAUUUCAAUACGCACAUUCCUGACAGAGGCACCAAGUUCUUGCAACAGCUAUAUCGGCAGAAUCUAGCCCCGAUUUGUGCCUCGUGGGGCUCAUUUGCAGCCGAUUUCAUGUGGAUGGAGAGAAGUGUGAUUUAUGGGUUGUUUUUGUCGGAUCAUGAGAUUCUAUCGGCUGUCGAGGCGGAGUUGGUGAUUUUGACGGGGAUUAUGAUUCAGGGGCUUAGUGCGCCGACGAUCUGGCAUCUGAGGGGAUUGAGGAGGUUGGGGGUUAGUGAGGAGGAUACGGAGAAGGUGCAGCUGGCUAUUGAGGCGGUUGCAGGCUGGUCAGGGAGGAGUAUAGAAGGGUGGCCUAGGGUUAAGGAUAUAGGUGAUAUUUGA
This is a messenger RNA of Talaromyces amestolkiae, 756 nucleotides long. RefSeq lists its product as uncharacterized. Lineage: Eukaryota; Fungi; Ascomycota; Eurotiomycetes; Eurotiales; Trichocomaceae. The record is from RefSeq and is a predicted model, not a curated record. The transcript is spliced from 2 exons. Bases 1 to 756 code for a protein of 251 amino acids.